AUCGCGCUAUUAGUGCUCUAUAUACCCAGAAUUAGGAACGAGGUCUUUGGAUAUACUAAUUUGUGGAAUAUAUAUAUAAUUAGGGCAGAUUCUAUAUACCAAAAUCAUGUCUCGGGAAAGCCCUUCUUCCUUUACCGGUAUCCAAAGCAAGGGGCCGAAUAG
Messenger RNA from Hyaloscypha bicolor E, 162 nucleotides. RefSeq lists its product as uncharacterized. The transcript has a single exon. Lineage: Eukaryota; Fungi; Ascomycota; Leotiomycetes; Helotiales; Hyaloscyphaceae. The record is from RefSeq and is a predicted model, not a curated record. The annotation marks the transcript as partial.